This is a messenger RNA of Ostrinia nubilalis (European corn borer), 819 nucleotides long. RefSeq names its product PITH domain-containing protein CG6153. The transcript has 5 exons. Lineage: Eukaryota; Metazoa; Arthropoda; Insecta; Lepidoptera; Crambidae. Bases 123 to 746 code for a protein of 207 amino acids. The record is from RefSeq and is a predicted model, not a curated record. Gene Ontology annotation, cellular component: nucleus.
UGUCAAUAUUGUCAAUGUCAAAGUCAUUUUGUGAUCUUGUGCUUCGUGAAGUGCCGGUUUUGUUUUCGUAAAAACGAAAACUUUAAAGAACUAUUAUUGAAUAAAAUAUAAAACACAGUAAGAUGGCACACAGUCAUUGUCAUGAUGGUCAUCAUGACCACGAUCAUGCUGACUCAGAUGAAAUGGGUAUACAAUACAACUUGUUUGAGAAAAUCGAUAAAGAAAAUUUAGAAUGUCUGAAUGAGAGUAUUGAUGGAGCUGGUAAAACUGUAUUCAAACCAUGGGACAAGAGAUUGGACAGGACCAAUUUUGUAGAAAGCGACGCAGAUGAAGAGCUACUUUUUAACAUACCUUUUACUGGAAAUGUUAAACUCAAAGGCAUAAGAAUUUCUUCUGAAGAUACUGAUGCGCAUCCAGCCAAAUUAAGAUUGUACAAAAAUAGACCAAAUAUGACUUUUGAUGAUGUGUCCAUAGAACCUGAUCAGGUUUUUGAACUGCAAAGGGACAGUGAAGGCGCUCUUGAGUAUGCUCCAAAAGUUGUUACAUUUUCUUCUGUAUCACAUCUGUCUAUGCACUUCCCGAGUAACUUUGGCGCUGAAAGUACUAAAAUCUACUACAUUGGUCUAAAAGGAGAAUGGACACCAGGACAUAGGCAUGGGGUCACCAUCUGCACAUAUGAAGCAAGACCAAAUUUAGAUGACCAUAAAUUAAAACAUUUGGAUUCUGUUGCCAAGCAUAUUGAUUGAUAAAAAGUGUACCUAAUCGGUCUAUACCUUGUAUAUAAUGUAUAGCACUUUAAAAUAAAUUAUUCAAACUAAA